Ostertagia ostertagi is the source of this 1650-nucleotide messenger RNA. The record is from the annotation of a GenBank genome assembly. Lineage: Eukaryota; Metazoa; Nematoda; Chromadorea; Rhabditida; Trichostrongylidae.
AUGGCUUUGCUCAGCCAGGUGGCUACCGUAGGGGUCACUUGUGACAAUGAGUUAGCAAAAUCGAUGCGCACUGAUGACCCCAGACGGGACAGUGUGGCAGCGUCAGUUAGAGAGCAAGUAGCGUUCGUUAAAGAAAUAGCGAAGGCAACACUCGCCGAAAUAAGCGAGCUGAGUAGGCCUAAAGUAGCAGAACGCGUUUUUGAUCUCUUGAGAGGAGUGCAAAUCAGCAGCGUAAGUCAGCUGCAAGAGCACAUAAAAAAAUGUACGGCAAUGACUAAAAUAGUAGAAGAGGCGUGCGGAAUUUUGCACUGUCACGAUUCUGAAGUAAGUAUGAGAGCCAAAGGAUUGUCCACAGCCUUGAGUGUAGAGAGGCAGACUUCCGACGAGCUGCGUCUGCAACUAAUUCAAAAGGACUUACAGAUCGAGCAACUGCGCCAAGAGGUGGAAGAGCUGGGGCAACGUAAGGCAAAUGCCCCCAUGGAUCAUGAUAACAGCGCCGAAGCAGCUCAGGGUGAGUCCAAUUCAAUGAGACAACAUGAUUCAAUGGAAAAACAGCAUAGACACUCCUCAAGGAUCUGGACGCCAUCGCACCAGCAGUGUUACGAGACUAUGCGGAGAGGAGACUUCGAGCAAUGUCACGAAAUGCGACAAUCAUCGGCCACAGGUGAGGCGAUUGAGUUUUCACUGGGUGAUUACAUUCGCACCAUGUCAUUACCAGAAGUGCAGCCUUUUUCUGGUAGGCCAGGCGAAUGCUUUAAAAGAUUUGUGAACUCCUUUGACAUGAAGUACCCCAAGGAAAAGUGGAGGGACUCUAACAGAGUGCAAUUAUUUCAAAGUUUCCUCAGAAAAAAUGCGCUGACGGUAUUCGAGACUUUGCCAAGAGAGAUACGUGAAGGUACGUACGAUGGGGUGAUCGAGGCAAUGAAAGCUAGAAUGCGCAUAGAUGGGAAUAGUCAGCGCGUUAAAGCCCUAGCUAAUCUGCGCUUACUAGCGUUGAAACCUGGUCAGCCGCUUAGCGAAUUCUGCUUUGCCUUAGAGGGCCUAGCGAAUAGGGCAUACCCAGACAUGCCACCUGAAGCAACCUCUUACUGCCUUACUGAGGCAUUGGAGACCAGUAAGUGUGAAGAGGCUUAUGAAAAAGUAAAGGAGGCAGCCCUAAGGUUAGAGAGAAGCCUAAAAACAGCCGAAGAGUGCAGACGGUUAGAUCAAAGAAGAAGUGAAAUUAGGCACGGGCAACUUACCUUUAGACGAGGUGAACCGAUCGACGACAGAAGCCCAAAAAGUAGCCCGAGAAGCGACCCGGAAAAAGCAUCUAAACCUACGAUAGGACACAGACCGCAAACCGCGCCCAAUUUUCAAAAGAAAAACGGGAGAAUGGUUCACCAAGCCAAAGAUUGUCGUGAUAGACUUGGCAGGCAACAAAGUACCCCAUCAACAGUGAGUGCUCAGCAGAGGCCUAAUGCAGCCUACGCCUCCCUAGUAGAAAAGUGGGUGUGCACAUCGUUUCGGGUACCUGAGUCGGAAACAAGUGAGCUGUUUGGGGACAAGCCAGCAGGUAUAAUGCUAUGUGGUAUCGAAGCAACCGGCGCUAUUAGAUACAGGCUCCCAAACGACCAUCAUUCCGGUGAAACUGUUAAAGAAAGCGAUAGA